AGGGUCCUUUCUCUGCCUCUGUCGCAACCGGUUGAUCUGGAAGGUUCUGGUGGGAUCAGGGGACUCGGCCGAAUCUUAACCCAUCUUGCACUAUAUCAAUCUUUAGUGCAUUUAGGGUGGAAUUAUUCCAUAAAGCCAUCUUCCAGGAACAUAAUUACCCGAAUAUAACUGAAGAUGCCCGAAAUAAUGGCGGCACCAAAGGCUCAAGUAAGAGGCCGAAACAAAGGAGGUGCAUAUGUGGACCGUGACAAGCCGACACAGAUUCGGUUCAGUAAUAUUAAUGCAGCAAAAGCUGUCGCCGAUGCCAUCAGAACGAGUUUGGGGCCUAAAGGCAUGGACAAAAUGAUCCAGGAUGGCAAAGGAGAUGUUACAAUUACCAAUGAUGGCGCUACCAUUUUGAAACAGAUGCAAGUGAUCCACCCAGCAGCAAAAAUGUUAGUCGAGCUCUCCAAAGCCCAGGACAUUGAGGCUGGGGACGGCACCACAUCUGUGGUGGUCAUUGCCGGAGCACUUCUGGAGGCCUGUGCCAAAUUGUUACAGAGAGGUAUCCACCCCACCACCAUCUCCGAGUCCUUCCAGAAGGCGGUGGACAAGGGCGUGGAGGUGCUGACCAGCAUCAGCACGCCGGUGCAGCUGAGCGACCGCGAGACGCUGCUCAACAGCGCCACCACCUCACUCUGCUCCAAGGUGGUGUCACAGUACUCCAGCCUGCUGGCGCCCAUGUGCGUCAACGCAGUCAUGCGCGUCAUCGACCCCGCCACCGCCACCUACGUCGACCUGCACGACAUCAACGUCGUCAAGAAGCUUGGAGGGACCAUCGAUGACUGUGAGCUGGUGGACGGACUGGUGCUCACCCAGAGGGUAGUGAACUCCGGCCUGUCCCGCGUGGAGAAGGCCAAGAUCGGCCUCAUCCAGUUCUGCCUGUCCCCACCCAAGACAGAUAUGGACAACCAGAUCGUCGUCUCCGACUACGCACAGAUGGACCGCGUCCUUCGUGAGGAGCGCGCCUACAUCCUCAACCUGGUCAAACAGAUCAAGAAGGCCGGCUGCACCGUCCUGCUUAUCCAGAAGUCCAUUCUCAGGGAUGCGCUGAGUGAUCUUGCCCUGCACUUCCUCAACAAGAUGAAGAUCAUGGUCAUCAAGGAUAUCGAGAGAGACGAGAUCGAGUUCAUCUGCAAGACCAUUGGCACCAAGCCCAUUGCCCACAUCGACCAGUUCACCCCUGAGAUGCUGGGCACGGCGGAGCUGGCGGAGGAGGUCAAUUUGGAUGGCUCUGGCAAGCUGGUGAAGAUCACUGGCUGUGCAAACCCAGGCAAGACUGUGAGCAUCGUGGUGCGCGGGUCCAACAAGCUGGUGAUCGAGGAGGCCGAGCGAUCGAUCCACGACGCUCUGUGUGUGAUCCGCUGCUUAGUGAAGAAGAGGGCCCUGAUAGCAGGCGGCGGAGCCCCUGAGAUUGAAAUGGCGCUGCGCCUGGCGGAGUACUCCCGCUCCCUGGGUGGCAUGGAGGCCUACUGCGUGCGCGCUUACGCCGACGCCCUGGAGGUCAUCCCGUCCACGCUGGCCGAGAACGCCGGCCUCAACCCCAUCUCCACGGUGACGGAGCUGCGCAACAGACACGCCCAGGGGGAGAAAACAGCCGGGAUCAACGUCCGCAAGGGUGGCAUCUCUAACAUUCUGGAGGAGCUGGUUGUGCAGCCUCUGCUGGUCUCCAUCAGCGCCCUCACCCUCGCCACGGAAACGGUUCGCAGCAUCCUCAAGAUCGACGACGUGGUAAACACCCGAUAAGGAGUGACAGUGGAAAACCUGUGUCAACACUCCCGUCUUGGACUGUGCUUGCAGGAAAACCUUUACAUGUUUAACGCCGUGUUUAGUUUGUCACCAUGCGUAAUAUAAUAAACACAUUUUUUUUGUGGACUCCA
Alosa sapidissima (American shad) is the source of this 1919-nucleotide messenger RNA. It is a transcript of the gene cct4, whose product is annotated as chaperonin containing TCP1, subunit 4 (delta). Gene Ontology annotation, molecular function: ATP-dependent protein folding chaperone; ATP binding; ATP hydrolysis activity. Gene Ontology annotation, cellular component: chaperonin-containing T-complex. The transcript is spliced from 13 exons. Lineage: Eukaryota; Metazoa; Chordata; Actinopteri; Clupeiformes; Clupeidae. The coding region runs from base 175 to 1785 and encodes 536 amino acids. The record is from RefSeq and is a predicted model, not a curated record. Gene Ontology annotation, biological process: protein folding.